This is a messenger RNA of Protopterus annectens (West African lungfish), 2930 nucleotides long. RefSeq names its product AVL9 cell migration associated (gene AVL9). The transcript is spliced from 16 exons. The record is from RefSeq and is a predicted model, not a curated record. Gene Ontology annotation, cellular component: cytoplasm. The coding region runs from base 125 to 2068 and encodes 647 amino acids. NCBI's taxonomy places the organism in Eukaryota, Metazoa, Chordata, Ceratodontiformes, Protopteridae.
GGCUUGACGUAGUAGCAGUCACUUGUCCUGCAGAAGCGGAAGAGAAACUGUAAGGUGUAACGAGUAAGGAAUUGGGAAUUUUGCUACUGUGUUUUGCUAGUGGAACAGGUGUUAUACAGCUCUGAUGGAGUAUCAUGAAGAAGAAGAGAAUGGUGGACCAGUCUUGCACAUUGUGGUAGUCGGAUUUCACCAUAAAAAAGGCUGUCAGGUUGAAUACUCCUAUCCUCCUCUAAUGCCCGAAGAAGGUCAUGACAGCCAUAGCUUACCAGAAGAGUGGAAGUACUUGCCUUUCCUAGCUCUUCCAGAUGGUGCCCACAACUACCAGGAAGAUACAGUGUUUUUCCACCUGCCACCAAGGACUGGUGAACAGAAAACCGUGUAUGGUGUAUCAUGCUAUCGACAGAUUGAAGCAAAGGCCUUAAAAGUUCGUCAGGCGGAUGUUACCCGAGAAACGGUUCAGAAAAGUGUGUGUGUGCUGUGUCGUCUGCCUUUGUAUGGAUUGCUGCAGGCCAAGCUUCAGCUCAUUACUCAUGCCUAUUUUGAGGAAAAGGAUUUUUCUCAAAUAUCAAUUUUGAAGGAGUUAUAUGAACACAUGAAUAGUUCUUUACGGAAUGCAGCUUUGGAUGGAUCACAAGUGUACCUUGGUUUAUCCCCUCGAGACUUGAUACUCCAUUUUCGACACAAGGUGUUGAUUUUGUUUAAAUUGAUUCUGCUAGAGAAAAAGGUUUUGUUUUAUACUUCUCCAGUAUACAAGUUGGUAGGAACUCUAAUGACAGUUUUGUCACUUUUCCCAGGAAUGAUUGAACAUGGACUGGCUGAUGCUUCACGCUAUAGACCCAGGAAGAGCACUUCUGAGGAUGUCAGUCUUCAGGAAGUGACUGCUUCUGCAGAUGAUUAUGUUACUAUAUCUGUGUCAGAUAUUUCAAACCAAAGUUCACAAAGCAGUGAGGAAGGGAAAGAUGUUCAGUUGGAACAAUCAUUAGAGAUACUUGAGACAGACACUGCCCUUUCUCACCAUGACAGAGGGGAUAUUGGAACCCAUACCUCUAGUGGAUUUGGUCAGCAUUUGAAGCCACCUUCGCGCAGUUCUCCAGAAUCUUCAGAAAGUGAUUGGGAAACUCUAGAUCCCAGCAUUCUUGAUAAUAACCACCAAAAAGAGGAGACAGAACAAAAGAAAGAUAUUGAACCAACAGAGACUUUUAGCAAGGGAUCUCCAUCAGAAAGUCUUCCAAUUACAGUGCAGCCUCAGCCUAAGGCAGGACAGACUGUGCUUGUACCAGGACUGGUUUCUGGUCUUAAGGAAGACCAGCUUGGCUUGCCUUUAGCUGUCUUUACAAAGGGAUAUCUGUGCUUACCUUACAUGGCAUUACAGCAGCAUCACCUCCUAUCUGAAGUGUCUAUUCGUGGUUUUGUUGCUGGAGCAACAAAUAUUCUUUUUCGCCAACAGAAACAUCUGAGUGACUCCAUAGUAGAAGUUGAAGAAGCUCGCAUACAAGUCCAUGAUUCAGAACUACGAAAGGUACUGAAUCCUACAACUGCUGACUUGAGAUUUGCUGACCAUCUUGUGAAGCAUGUCACUGACAACAGGGAUGAUGUAUUUUUAGAUGGUACAGGCUGGGAAGGUGGAGAUGAGUGGAUCAGAGCUCAAUUCGCACAUUACCUGCACUCACUACUUGCUACAUCUCUGCAGCCAGAUAAUGAAAAGUUGCUAGCUGAUUAUGGUACUGCCUUCAUAAAUGCAUGGAAAAAUACUCACAACUACAGAGUCUGGCACAGUAAUAAACAUCCUGCAAUUGCAGAAAUUACUCAUGGCCAUCCAUUCAUGGGACAAUACAGUGUAGCUGAUGUUAAGAUAAGAUUCACACACUCUGUACAGAACAGUGAGCGAGGCAAGAAGUUUGGAAGUGCUGUGAUGACCACUAGUCGGAAUGUGGUACAGACUGGAAAGGCAGUAGGGCAGUCAUUUGGAGGUGCACUCACGUCUGCAAAGUCUGCUGUGUCCUCUUGGUUCUCUACAUUGUCUCAAGGAGCAAUGCAAAACUCCCCUGCACAGGAAGGAAAACAAUGAUAUAUCCUCAUUCAUACUACAGAAUGUAAAGACAAAGUAUCUCAUCAUCCAAGAGUCACAGUUUCAUAAAGACUGUAUGUUCAGGAGAGGAGUAGCAGUUCCUUUGAACCAAAACAGCAUGUUUGUUUGCAAAGGGCAAAAGAAUAGUAAUUGCUCCUCGUAUCUAAGUAAAUUGCAGCAUACUAUAAAAUGGGUAAUGAUCUUAAGUGUGAGUAGGUAAUCUGACAUUUGGAACAGCUUUGCUACGAGCAGAGUGUUGCAAGGGUCUUGUGGAGCUGUGUUACAGCUGGUAAGUUGAAUUACUUCCUAAUACUGUACAUUAGUGUAUAAAAUAUAAAGAAUGAUUAAACUAGUAAUAGAGCUUUGGCUCUACGUUUUCAUCUUUCACUGUUCAUUUUAGUGAUCUGCCAUUCAUAAUGUUUUAGAUACUUUGUAUACUUAAAAGACAAUAAGAUUUGAGUUUUGCAUUUCUUUAUUCAUAGUUCAUUAAUCUGAAAUGUGCCUGAAACCAUACUGAUUACACACCACUGGAAUGGUUCACAUGUACACGCAUUUGGAUAAGUGCACUUAACCUGUCUAAAGGAAUGAUCAGAAAGAGUUUUGUAGCUCAUGAACUGUUUAGUGAAAUAGAUUAACAGAAACCAGAACUGAUCAGAUAGUAAUAUAUAUCGACCUGGAAUCGACCUGGAAUCUUUUUUUUUUUUUUGUAAUAGAGACACUGUGUGGAAUCCUUAAACCACAUUAAUUUUGCAGUGGACACAGAUAACUUAUAAGUCAAUCAAAUAUUUUUCUAGAAGUAAUAUGUAUAACUGGCUAUAUAAUGAAUAAUAAGUAAUUUCUUAAGUAGAUAUACUGAAACACU